UUUGCAUUGUAUGUAAUCCACUAAAUAAACUGCAUAAUGAUGUCAAUAAAACAAGAAAAAAUAAAAACUGAAGAUAUCAAACCAGACCUAAAUAAAAUUAAAAUUGAACCGGAAGAAAGAAAAGAUCCGACAUCCUAUUUACCGGAAGAACCCAUGGUUUAUACAUUAAAGAAGAAAAAGAAAAAAAAGAAGCAUAGACAAGAGGACCCUUUCAAAGACAUAGAGGAUAAAAAACCGGUGGAGAUGAUAAAGGAUUAUGAAGUUGAGGUUGAGUCUGUACCGAGUUUGGAUCCCGAGAUUAGUAUUAAAGUUGAGAACAUUGAAGUUGAACUUGAUUUUCAUGAUUUUGCGGAAAAUGGCGGACUAAUGGUCGAAGGACCUCAAAGCGAGGACAGUCAGGAGCCGGAAAUAAAAAUCGAACAACAGACCCACGAAGCGGCAAUUCUUACAUUCGAGAGCAUUAUCAACAACAAGACAGACAAAACCGUUUUAGGUUACAGUCAAGAAACAGGCAUAGAAGCCGCACCUAACUAUGUCUGCAAAAUAUGCCAUUUAAUAUUUCAAUCUCAGAAAACUUUACGUAUGCACCAAAAAAGAAAGCAUAAAGUCUACCGAAAAUCAUUUAAACACAUAUGCGAUUACUGUGGAAUGUCUUAUGAAAUGAAGAACAGUUUAGGAGCUCAUAUAAAAAGAAAACAUGGCCCUAAUUCGUCCCCAGAUGAUCGAGAGGAGAGGACAUGUGAGAUCUGUGCGUUAGUGUUCAAAGGGAUGACAAGAUUAAGAAUGCAUAUGAGAAGAAAGCAUAAUCUCUUUGAAGACUCUUUUCAAUAUGAGUGUGAAGAUUGCGGACUGACAUAUGAUAAGUAUAGGAGUUUAGUUGUUCAUAGACAAAGAAAGCAUACAAACAUUACUAAACCAGAACCAACUCAAUGGUUCAACUGUCCGUUUUGUCCUAAAAUCUUUACUAAACGAGAAACUUACGCGAGACAUGUACAAAGAAAACACAGGAUUAAUGAAGAUGGUGCAGAGAAUGAUAAUAUAUCCCAAGAGUUUCUAGAAACCUGUGUUAAUAAAGACACUGGGGAAAUAUCAUGUAACGAAUGUCCUCUAGUCUUCUCCUCAUUAAAUUUCCUAAAACUGCAUAUGAGACGAAAACACAAUGCGUUAAAAGAAGACUUUAGAUUGAAGUGUAUGAUCUGUAACUUGUCAUAUGAUAAGAUUGAGAGUCUUAAACGCCAUGUGAGAAGAAAACACGACGGUGGCGCCCGUUGUGAAGUGUGCAAUAAACAGUUUGAUACUAGAGAACAGUAUUUAAACCAUUCCCAUGUAAAAGUGAUAAAGGAAUGUCCAAUAUGUGGUUUGAUAUUCUCUUCGCAAGGUGGUUUAGGAAAGCAUUUACGGUGUACACACAAAAUUGACACACCGAAGACUGUGUUCUGCAAUGUAUGUAACGAAGGUUUCCAUGAUAAGAGACAGUUGAAACCGCAUUUACUAAAAGUGCAUUUAAAUGUGUCAUACACUUGUAGGUUUUGUAUGAAAGUGUUCAAAGCUAAGGAGAGUUACAGACGUCACAUUUUGUUUAAACAUCCAGCACCAAAUCGCGAUAAUAACGAGCAACAGAACUGCGAGCAAUGUGCUGAAACUUUUGCAGACGAGUUUGAACUCAGUCGUCAUGUACACACGGUACAUUCUAAGAAGUUAGAAUCUGAGAAUUCUUUAGUUGAAAUCAAGAAUGAAGAAGAUAUUAAAGAGUUGUUUCAAUGCACGAAGUGUCCAGUAAACUAUCCAAUUUGGGAUCAGCUUAGGUUACACUAUGCGCAGAACCACCAGUUAGUCCAAGACACUCAAUGUCAAAUAUGCGGGCAAAUCCUCCCUACGAUCGAACUAGCCAAACAUAUAAAGCAGCUCCACACAGAAGACACUGUCAUGGAGUGUAAACACUGCGAGUUUAAAACUACCAUUAGAGCUAGUAUGACACAGCAUAUGCUAAGACACAAAAAUGCUACUACGAUCCAUUGUGAAUAUCCAGGUUGUAGAUUCAAAUCAUUCUAUGAGGACGCAAUGGUUAAACAUAAGAAAAAACAUGUUGACCAAGGUGUAAAACUACAAUGUAGUAGAUGUCCUUUUCAAACUAUGAAUAAGUACAUUUUAAGGUAUCACGAAGAAGCUCACGUCACUGGCAAGAAGAGAUACACUUGUGACCAAUGUGACUAUGCUACUAUACUACCCGCUAACUUGGUACAACAUAAGUAUAAGCAUUCAACGGAAAAAAGGUUCAAAUGCGAAUACUGCCCGUUCGCUAGUAAAUAUAAUACAUCGUUACGUUUCCAUGUUAAGAAAAAGCACUGUGAUCUCCCGUCUUUUGUUUGAAUUACCUAUGUUGUUAAGUUAUUAAA
Cydia amplana is the source of this 2396-nucleotide messenger RNA. RefSeq names its product PR domain zinc finger protein 5-like. Bases 37 to 2370 code for a protein of 777 amino acids. Lineage: Eukaryota; Metazoa; Arthropoda; Insecta; Lepidoptera; Tortricidae. The record is from RefSeq and is a predicted model, not a curated record. The transcript has 2 exons. Gene Ontology annotation, biological process: regulation of transcription by RNA polymerase II. Gene Ontology annotation, molecular function: DNA-binding transcription factor activity, RNA polymerase II-specific; RNA polymerase II transcription regulatory region sequence-specific DNA binding. Gene Ontology annotation, cellular component: nucleus.